Messenger RNA from Cucurbita pepo subsp. pepo (vegetable marrow), 1838 nucleotides. The record is from RefSeq and is a predicted model, not a curated record. Lineage: Eukaryota; Viridiplantae; Streptophyta; Magnoliopsida; Cucurbitales; Cucurbitaceae.
UGUAACUUUCCGAGAAGCUGCAGACAUGGUUGGAAUGCGAUGCGAGGUUAACUCUCUUCUUCUCUCUCUCUGGAUUCCGCUGGUUUUGCAUUUCAUUCUGUCGGAACAAUCCUCAAGCUUUUGUCAAUGGAACGAACAUUUGGUAUUGAUUUAUGUUGUGCUUUUCGGGAUGUGCACGCAACCUGUUUGUCAAAAGUCCCAAGAGAAAAAUUUAUACGAUGCGUCCUAUGAUCGAUGCUUCUUCAACCAAAAUUUCAUGCUCAACUAGAGGACGUAAUAUCUUUGACGACUAUAUCAUUGAUUUCGGUAAGAACAGGACAGCCAGAAUCUGUUUUUGCCUUCUUCAAGAUGAUGCUCGCAAAUGGGCUCAGGCCAAAUCAUGUGAUGGUGCUGAGUGUAAUAAGAGCUAUUGAUGCGUUAAGCUGGGAUUCAAUGAUUGAAGGUGGUGCAUGGAGGAGUGAUCCAAAUGGGUUUUGUGUUAGAAGUAGCAGGAUUUCGUUAGCCGUUCUUGGGUUUUAUACAAUGCGUGGAGUGCCAUGAUCAUGGCAUUCUUGAAAUAUCGUCAGCAUAGUGAAGCUUUGGAUCUUUUCAGAGCCCAGUGGGAUACACAGUCAGGGAGCUCAGCUAAACAUGUAAGCAUUAAAUUUUGAGGCAUCAAUUAGAUCUUUGAAGUCGUUGGUAGGAGAAUUAUCUCGUGGAUCGAAUAUCCCAAGGCAAGAACACUUGUUUUAGAUUUGAAUCACUUCACAAGCAAGAUCGAUCUUAUCAAACUUGAAUGAUUCAACCUAAACUACAUAGAAUUGCGAAAAAAACUUAGCUAUUGGCUAAAGAAAAAGUUGGAACUGUGCUCAGUGUAGAUUGGAAAAGGAAGGUUGCUUUUCAUUUCCAUGUCAAGAAUCCAAUUGAAAAACUGAUGGAUGCAGGGAAAUUUAUCAGGUAACUCAUACAGCUGAGUAGUAACUUCAACGCAUCCAUGUUAUUGAUGAUCAUUGAAUUCCAUUAAAUGUUCUGAGUUAUCUUGAAUUUCAAUGGAAUUGAUGGUCUUGGUAGUUUUUUAUUUACUUGAAACAUCACCACUCCAUAACAUAACCUAUCUAUUUAUGCUCUUGCUACUUCAACCUAUCCAAUACGUAAAAUUCAUGAAGGGUGGGAUUCUUGAAGUGUUUCUUGUCAAUGCCAGAGACAUCAAACACACCAAUCUGUUUGGUUCCCGGGCAUAUUAUGUGAUGGUAGAAUGUGGAAAUCAUGAACAUAGAACAAGAGUAUCAUCAGGGCUUUCACUAUGUUCUGUGGACACAGGUAAACAUGAGAAGGUUUGUUGGAAUGAGAAGUUUUCAUUCGAACUCCCUUCAUCUGAUUGGAAGAACAUAACUCAUAUCAAGUUCAGAAUCAUGCAAACAAAAUUUCUGAGCAAUGAAUCUGUUGGUGCAAUAGUAAUCUACCUUGGUGGAAUAAUUUCAGAGGGAUACGAAAGAGGAUUCAUAGAAGUUCGGCCAGCUCCAUACAACGUCGUGCUCGAGGAGGACGACACUUACAAAGGAGAAAUAAAGAUAGGAUUCAAAUUUUUCACCAAAGAAGAAAUAGUUCAGAUGGAAGCAAGAGAGUUCAUUGCAGAUGUGAAGCAGGAAAGGAAACCGAUCUACGGCAAGGUUAUGAACUUGUGGACAAAUGUAUGGUUAAAGUUAUUGUGCCUCUUUGGCUACAAGAAUUUUUCCAGUGGUCGAAAACAACAGUGAACUCAUGAUAUUAUGUCGGGUCGAAAACAACAGUUUCGGUUUCUAUUUGAGUUUUCUUCUUCGUAAUAAAAAAGAUGUCCAAUGGAUCAUAUUGCAUUCAAA